GUUUGUCAAAAAAGAAAUGAAAUACAUAAUAUUACCAAAAUCUCUUAUAAUUUAAAAUAAAUAUGUAAUCGACAGUUCCAGAAUAAACUACAUAAGAUAAUUUUGGUAAAAUGUCAUUUUAUGAAUUAAAAAUUCUUGAGGGCCACAGUGUUGUAUAGUAUAUUUCUUGGCUGCUUUUCUUUGAUAAAUGACAUGUUGAGUGUUGUUACCUACUUGGUUGCUAUAUCAUUCUGGGUUGUUAACUACUGAGGAAGGCUUAUAUGGUGGCUUGCUAUUUCAUUAUGGGCUUUUAACAACUGAGGAAGGCUUAUAUGGUGGUGGUCACUACGGCCAAAAUGGUUGGUUUCAUCUUUAUACUCAAAUUUCUCAACUCUUUUUUCUUCUUGUGUGCUCUUUACUUUUUUCGAUCACAUUUUUCGUUUUCUUGACUGGUAUGUAUCCUUGAUUCUUGGAAUUCAUGUUCAAGACAAAUUCUUUUUCUCAAUAUUAUUUCUGGGUUCCUUUUUUUUCAUUUUUUUUUAAUUCUCCAAGAUUUUUUUUAGGGUGGCAAACCAAACAGCGAAAUUUCGGGAUUCACUGUUGCAUGGGAAAGAACUUCCUUCACCGAUGAUCAUGGAUGCUGUUUCGCCUAUGUGGAAGAACAUGGGCAAGAGUCCUUUGUGGGGUUUGUUCAAGAGCCCAAGGGAAAUUUUCAAGAAAGACGAAUUAGGUAUUGAGAUAGCUCAAAUCGCAUUACCCGCAGCUCUGGCUCUAACCGCGGACCCCAUCGCUUCUCUCGUUGAUACCGCAUUUAUCGGCCAUAUUGGUCCCGUGGAGCUUGCAGCUGUGGGAGUUGCUAUUGCUAUUUUCAAUCAAGCAUCAAAAGUCGCAAUAUUUCCUCUGGUCAGCAUAACAACUUCUUUUGUCGCCGAAGAAGAUGCUAAAACAAAUUCAAAGGGUGAAGAAUAUCAAAAUAUUGAAAUGGUGGAUAAACAAUCUGCAGUAGAUAAUGAAAAAGAAGAGAUGAUUCCAAAAUCGGAAAUGAAUAGUGGUGGAGUCAACAAAAGACAUAUAUCAUCAGCUUCAUCGGCAUUGAUUAUCGGUGGGGCCCUCGGGCUAAUCCAAGCUUUAAUCCUCAUUUGUACUGCGAAGCCACUAUUAAGUUUCAUGGGUGUGCAAUCAGAUUCUCCUAUGCUAAAACCAGCACUGAGGUACUUAACAUUGAGGUCACUCGGUGCUCCAGCUGUCCUCCUCUCAUUGGCCAUGCAAGGUGUCUUCCGAGGUUUAAAGGACACAAAAACUCCUCUGUAUGCAACCCUGGUUGGAGACGUGGCGAAUAUAAUAUUGGAUCCAAUAUUCAUCUUCGUAUUCGGUUUCGGUGUAAGCGGUGCAGCGAUUGCACAUGUCAUCUCUCAGUACUUGAUUACGUUGAUACUCCUGGUGAGAUUAAUGAAAGAAGUCAAUCUCUUACCUCCAACUGUAAAAGAACUGCAACUUUCUCGGUUUCUCAAGAACGGUUCUCUGCUAUUAUUCAGAGUUAUAGCUGCAACUUUCUGUGUGACAUUGGCAGCUUCAUUAGCUUCGAAACAGGGAUCAACUUCCAUGGCUGCUUUUCAAAUUUGCUUGCAGGUUUGGUUGGCUACCUCUUUACUUGCCGAUGGAUUAGCUGUGGCUGGUCAAGCUAUUCUGGCAAAUGCAUUUGCAAGGAAUGAUUAUGAAAAGGUCACGGCUACUGCUUCUCGUGUAUUACAGUUGGGCUUAAUUCUUGGACUGAUACUAUCCAUCGUUGUCGCAAUUAUAUUACAAUUCUCGUCAACACUAUUUACAAAGGAUGUAAAUGUUCUUCGCCUUCUACAACUAGGCAUUCCGUUUGUGGCAGUGACUCAACCGAUUAAUUCAUUGGCUUUUGUUUUCGAUGGAUUGAACUACGGAGCGUCUGAUUUCGCUUACUCAGCUUACUCCAUGGUUUCAAUCGCGGUAUUGAGUAUAGUAUGCUUGUUCGUGCUAUCUUCGAGCAAUGGUUUUGUUGGUAUAUGGUUUGCAUUAUCGAUCUUUAUGAGUUUACGAGCAGUGGCUGGAUUUUUGAGGAUAGGGACAAGGACAGGACCGUGGAUAUUUCUUCGUGGGGGAUUAACGCCCGUCGGUUAACAGGCUACGAAAAAAUACUAAGGGAAGAAAAAGAAAAACGGGGGCACAACCCGUUAACCCCGUAAGUUCUUUAGUCCACACGUGUAUGAAAUCCUGACUCGGCUAUCGACAUCAUCCGUGUACUCUAGAACCCAAACUUUUUAGACAUGGGGGAAUCCAUUGAUGCUUGAGGUUUCCCAUGCCUUGUAAAAAUAUACACCAAAAAUAGCACUAAACAUCACAUGAAAUGAAUAAAGUGUAUUCAAGAAAGUAACAUAUAUUUCAAGCAAUAGUAAA
Molecule: messenger RNA, 2403 nt
Organism: Erythranthe guttata (spotted monkey flower)
Lineage: Eukaryota; Viridiplantae; Streptophyta; Magnoliopsida; Lamiales; Phrymaceae
Product: protein DETOXIFICATION 42
Biological process (GO): transmembrane transport
Cellular component (GO): membrane
Molecular function (GO): xenobiotic transmembrane transporter activity; antiporter activity
Source: RefSeq, a predicted model, not a curated record